This is a messenger RNA of Catharus ustulatus (Swainson's thrush), 6546 nucleotides long. It is a transcript of the gene SEC31B, whose product is annotated as SEC31 homolog B, COPII coat complex component. The transcript has 27 exons. Gene Ontology annotation, molecular function: structural molecule activity; protein binding. Gene Ontology annotation, cellular component: COPII vesicle coat; endoplasmic reticulum exit site. The record is from RefSeq and is a predicted model, not a curated record. NCBI's taxonomy places the organism in Eukaryota, Metazoa, Chordata, Aves, Passeriformes, Turdidae. The coding region runs from base 1185 to 4859 and encodes 1224 amino acids. Gene Ontology annotation, biological process: COPII-coated vesicle cargo loading; intracellular protein transport; endoplasmic reticulum to Golgi vesicle-mediated transport.
CGGCUGGCGGCGGGCGGGGAGCGGCCGGGGGAUCUCCGCGGUGUGACCUGGGCCGCGGAGAGGCCUCUGGCGUAGCCCAGAGCCCGUGCCUGACACCCGGUGUCCGAGGUCAAUGCUUUCCUCCCAGAGCCUUGCUCUUUCUCACCACCCCACGGGAUAAUGCUGUUUUGCAGACAAGCACACUCGAGCCGUGUGUGCACUGCUAUUUGAGCAGCGCUGUGCAAUGGGCAACAGCUCCUGAAACUGCGCAGAGCUCAAAAAGUUUCUUUAUAAACCAUUGGAGCUGUCAUGGAGGAAUGUGCUGAGCCCUGCCCUGCAACAACCCCACCUUGCACACACCAGUGAUUAGCCGAGAUUAGCUGAGUGUCUCUCUGCCUUCUGUAAUCGGGGUUUAUAAUAAGCACGUACGAGAACAUCCUGGCUAUGGGGUGUUGGGGAGCUGCGGAAGGAGGGUGUCAGGAAAGUGCAAAUGGAAGGGGCAGUACAGAGAUCAACACUAGGAUGUGCAAACUGUGGAAACUGUAGGGGCAGUUUGUGUCUUAACUAUUGUGUCAUGGCUGGGGGAUGUUUUUCAGGUCUUAGGGUCACCUGGGUGACCUUGGACAAAUCUUUUUUGUUCUGCCCAAGUUUCACUUUUAGCUAAGUGUGGGGAGGUCAGCCUGUCAGGUCCUUUGUGUGCAGUGCUAGAAGUCCAGUAUCAGUAGGAACUGUUCAGAGAGGAAUGUUUGUGUCCAGUGGCAGGAGGAGGACUGGGAAAGUCAGUGGGAGGGGAUUUCUGAUUGACAGUAUUUGAGUGGUGCAAGAGAGAGAAGGCCUCACUAGAGUGCUGUCAGGGAUAAUUAUUAUGACAGCUUUGAGGGUCAAUUAGCUCACGCAAUAACCGUGGUCUUAUUAUAGUACACUGUAAACCUGUAGGUACUAAGGUUAGCAAAGGUGAGGAAUUUUUUCCUCUGACAGCAUUAUUUGCAUGGUCUAACGUAACUUGUGAAUUUUCACUGUUUAGCUGCAUGCUCUCCUUAGGGGUGAGGUGUGCUCUGACCUGUCAGGUUUUUCUUUGCAGGCAUCAUCACCCUUUAAGGUCUGUGCAGGAAGCCGUGUCUGGGGAAAGCUGUGGGGAAUUGAUGCUUCUGUCCACUCCCUUUGGGGCUGAGAUUCAUUAAUAUAUUAGAUCUGUAGUCAGAUGGAUGUCUGUAGAAGAAAGAGUCUGGAAAAUGAAGCUAAAAGAAAUUGAGCGAACAGCUGUGCAGGCAUGGAGUCCGGCAAACAACCACCCUAUUUACCUAGCAACAGGAACAUCUGCUCAACAACUGGAUGCAUCCUUCAGUACAAAUGCCAACUUGGAAAUAUUUGAGGUUGACUUCAGGGAUCCCUCCCUGGACAUGAAGCAGAAAGGAGCACUUCCUGCCUCAAACAGGUUUCAUAAGCUGAUGUGGGGGAACUUUGGAAAUGGGUCUGCAGAGCCCUCUGGGGUGCUCGUUGGUGGGGGAGAUAACGGAGUGCUGACAAUGUACAGCGUCCAGCGCAUCUUGACUUCCAAGGGAGACCCUGUCAUUGGCCAGACAGAGAAACACUCAGGUCCUGUUCGAGCCCUCGACUUCAACCCUUUUCAGAGUAAUCUCUUGGCUUCUGGAGCCAAUGAUUCUGAAAUUUUCAUCUGGGACUUGAAUAAUUUCAGCGUGCCUAUGACUCCAGGGACUAAAUCACAGCCUCAUGAAGACAUCAGUGUGGUGUCCUGGAAUCGGCAGGUGCAGCAUAUCCUGUCCUCUGCUCACCCCAGUGGCAAGGCUGUGGUUUGGGACCUCAGGAAGAAUGAGCCCAUCAUCAAAGUCAGUGACCACAGCAACAGAAUGCAUUGCUCAGGAAUGGCCUGGCAUCCAGAAGUUGCAACCCAGCUAGUCCUUUCCUCUGAGGAUGAUCGUUUGCCAGUGAUCCAAAUAUGGGACUUACGCUUUGCUACCUCCCCUCUCAGCCAGCUGGAAGGGCACACGAGGGGAGUUCUUGCUGUUUCGUGGUGCCAGGCUGACCCUGAGCUGCUGUUGAGUAGUGCCAAAGAUAACCGGAUCUUAUGCUGGAACCCAAGUAUGGGGGAGGUGGUGUAUGAGUUGCCCAUUCGGAGUCAAUGGUGCUUUGAUGUCCAGUGGUGUCCUAGGAAUCCUUCAGUCUUCUCUGCUGCCACUUUUGAUGGGUGGAUCAACGUUUAUUCUGUUAUGGGUGGGAACUUAGAAGCUCAGCAGAGGACACAGGCUGACAAGAUCUCUUCCUCCUUCAACAACCUGGAUCCCUUUGGCACAGGACAGAGCCUUCCUCCUCUGCAGGUGCCAGAGCAAGUAACUCAGACCACCUUGAUUCCACCAUUAAAAAAGCCUCCCAAGUGGAUUCGCAGACCUGUGGGGGUUUCAUUUGCAUUUGGAGGAAAACUGAUUACCUUUGGUCAUACCAAAGCUCCUGGACAGCAAAUGCAGCAGACUUAUCCACACCAGGUAUUCAUCAGUCAAGUCACUACUGAAACUGAAUUCCUACUCCGAUCCAAAGAACUGCAGAUGGCCUUGCAGUCAGGGAACCUCCUGGAUUACUGCCAGGGCAAGAUCCAGACAGCCAAGCUGCCAGUUGAUGAGAACCUUUGGAACUUCUUGAAGGUGAAUUUGGAGCAGGACUCCCGGACUAAACUUCUCAAGUUGCUGGGCUACAGUAAAGAGGAUCUUCAAAAAAAGAUCACCUCAUGUUUGAGUAAUGGGAUCCCAGAUAAACAGCCCCUUCCUGAGGCAGGCGAUAAAAACGCUGGACCAGAUCAGCUUUUGAUGAAUUCCAGCGAUGAUGUAGCUGCUGUUUCUUCCUCUUCAGCCUUUUUUGAUAACCUCAUCCCACAGAAUAUGAGCACUUUGGAGAUUCCUGUCACAGAAGAUACAGAUGGGCUCAUCAGCCAAGCCCUUUUGUUGGGGAAUUUUGAGGGUGCAGUGGAGCUGUGCAUGCGAGCAGAGCGCUUUGCUGAUGCCAUCAUCUUAGCUAUAGCUGGUGGGGAUAAGCUCCUAAAGGAAACCCAGAAGCGCUACUUUGCCAAGCAGAAAACAAAUCUCUCCGUGCUGCUUUCCUCCAUUGUGCAGCAGAACUGGCAAGAUAUUGUUUGCAUGUGUGAUCUACAGAGCUGGAAGGAGGCAUUGGCCAUCCUGUUAACAUACUCAAAGCACGAAGACUACACUCAGCUCUGUGACAUGCUGGGUGCCCGCCUGGAGUCAGAGGGAGAUGCAGCCCUGUCCAAUGAUGCCUGCCUCUGCUACAUCUCAUCAGGCAAUGUGGAGAGGCUGGUGGAAUGCUGGGUAAAAAACCAUGAGACUUCGUCACCACUGGCCCUACAGGAUCUCAUAGAGAAGGUGAUGGUGCUGAGCAGGUCCAUUGAGAUGCUCCGAGGAAUAGCAGGACCAGCACCAGGCCCUGUCUUGGCAGAACGAAUCACCCAAUAUGCCAAUCUCCUGGCAUCACAAGGAUGCUUGGCAGCUGCAAUGAAUUACCUACCCAGCAGCUCUAAAGAGCUCCUGAUUGAACAGCUCCGAGACCGGCUCUUUCACGCUCAAGGAGAGAGUGUGGGUAAUCAGCAGCCACCCCCUUUCCCCUACACUCGUGUCAAUGUAGGGGUCAUUAAACCCACAGCAGCCAAGGGUGGUUCCACCCUUGAAGGAGCAGCCCACAAAGCAGGUCCCAGACAUCCAGAGAAGCCCAACUAUCAGUCAUCGUUUGCCCCUUCAGCACCAUCUCAGCCUUCAGUGCCUUCCCUCUUCACACCUCAGCCAGUGCCAGGGAUGUCUGUGACACCUCACCACAUUGCCCCUCCCCAGGCCAGCACGGGUCCACCAACAAGUGUCUAUUCCAGAGGGCACCCAUAUCCGCAGUACAACUUGGGCUUGAAUCCAGCAACUGUCUCAGGGCCAGCUGUGUCACAGUCUCAGCCAUUUGGACCAGUGGGAGUCAGACCUGUUGGUCCUGCUCCCUUCUCCAACCAGCCCUCUCUGCCAGGACAGUCCAUGCCCAUGACAUCUCCUGGUGUUCCACCACCCAGACCUGCCUUCUUCGCUCCAGCCUCAGUCCCGUCAUCUCAGCUUCCUGCAGCUUGUCCUCUCCCUGUGGCAAGCCAGUCUCCUCUAGACUUCUCUUCAGCACCUUUCAACUGCCCCAUGAACAUGGGUUAUCCUCAGGGAGGUCCUGGAGCUCCAUCUACUAAACCACUGCCAGCAGCUAUUCCUCCUCCUCCCACAGGUUUCUUCCCUUGGCUAGAUCCCCACACGGAUCAUGCAGCUCAGGAAUCUUGGAGUGAUCCCUCUACUGGAAGAGGAGGCCUUCAAAAGAAAAAGUUGCCUGAGAAAUUUACUCCUCUGGCCCCCAUCACAGCUCCAGUAAUGGGCAUGCCUGCUGAAUCCCAAGGGACCCAUCCUCAGCUAUCCAGGUUGCAAGAAUCUGGCCAGUCACCCCCAGGAGCACCCAAGGAAGGCAACCUACAGUAUCACCAGCUACCUGGGGAAAGCAUUGAGAAGAAGGAGCUGCCCCCUGAGCACCAGGCUUUGAAGACUACAUUUGAAGGGUUGGUGCAACGCUGCUCGGCUGUUGCCACUGAUCCAAAAACACGAAGGAAGCUGGAGGACGCGUUGCAGCGGCUGGAGUGUUUGUAUGAGAAGCUCCGAGAACAGGCACUCUCUCCAGCCAUCCUCAUGGGUCUCCAUGAAAUUGCCCGAUGCAUUGAGGCUAAGAACUACCCACAAGGUCUCCUGGUUCACACCCAAGUUGUGAGCAGCAGCAGUUUCAGUGAGGUGUCUGGUUUUAUGCCCAUCCUGAAAGUCCUCAUGACCAUAGCAGGCAAGCUGAAUGUGUAAAGUGUGGAGCAGCUGGAACAGUGCACACCAAGAGCUGGUGGACCACCUCACCUGUUGAUGUGCUGCAGAUUGUGGAUUCUCCUUCUGACUCUGGAGAAAUAGAUUUGUGCCAGUGCCUGGAACUGUACUAGGCCACCAUGCCUGGCCCCAUCCACUUUCCAGACAGCCCACUGGUGCCUGCAGCUCCUUGAGCCUGUUCUUUCUCUCGUCUUUCUUACUAGUCUUAGGCCACUUUUCAGCCCGGGGAUCUCAAUUUCAGGCUCUCCAGGUUGCACAGAGGUCCUUCUUCUUCCCUACAUCUCCAGCACAAAGGGGAAACUUCACUUCUAGGCUGACACUGCUUUUUAUUUUUCAGGAAACAAACAGGGCUGGUACCUGCAGCAGCACCACAGAAGAGCGUCAGGCUCUAUUCUCUGCUGCAGAGUAAACUUCCUGAGUGGUAGCUGGGCUGCCUUGGGAAUCUAGGCUGGUGUGUCCUCAUUCUGUUGGGCUGCAGCUAAGAUCUCUGCUGGCUCUUUCUCUUCAUUCUCAUCCUUGACUCACUCUUUCACCCCUCUGCACCCAUAUCCUGCUCCAGCUGGGGCUAACUACUAGUCUACUCUGGGCCAGCUUUAGUUCUUUCUUCUUCACCUUGCUCUCUUGUUUUUAAAAGUCAAAUCUCCUAUUUAUCCUCUGUCCAACUUCCUUUAUAUCAUUUGCCCCAUCAGCUGCAGGCUCAAGCCCAUACUAUUUCAGGUCCAGGGAUGAUUUCCCUUUCCAGUUCCUGGGACUCUCCCAUUCAGGAAUUUGGUAGGUUGUGCUCUGUGUGCUUCUCUCCAGAGCUGGUCACAUCCUGUCUUGGGGCUAAAAGCUGCCCUUUCUGGCUCCUGGCCUUUUUCACUUAUUUUAUUUUAGCACAGCUGGACUUUUACCCACUGGUGUUAUCUAAAGGCUUCCUACUUCAGGUUUUUCAGAUGGCCUAGGGACUUUAAGAGCAGCAGGGAUCAUUUUAAGUCCCAUAAAGAUUUCCCUUGAGCUACCCUGACCAGCCCAGACUUGAGCAGGGAGAGACAGCUCAUUGCUACAGGUAUGGUGCAUUCAUACUGCCUACAGUUGCAGAUACAUGCAAAGGUGGUUCUCAAAGGCCCCUUGGCACUAUGGUGGUAGGAAUAUGCUGCAGGAGAUGAUGCUGUCAGGACUUGAAGACAUGGAUUGUGCUGAGACUUGUCAUCACUGUGGCAAUUCCUCUGGGAGUAGAUGAAUGAAGCGUAUCUGUUCUGAGGAAGAAGUCUGGGAAAGCAGAUGGGGAUUUUAGGGCACAUCUCUAUGUGUGUAUAUUUCCCUCUCUUCCUCCCUCCUUGCCUUCUCUCUCAACAUCCUUCUUACUAGCCAGGCAGCAUAAUCAUUGAUCCAUAGCUGAGAGCAAGGCUUAUUCCCAAGAUUUGGAUGCAGCCAGUUCCUACUUGCUCUGCUUGCUUGAGUGAUAAUGCUAUCAUGGGCCUGCGGUUCAGUGACAUACACGAAUCAACCUAGUCUACCAUGAGACUUAGGAGGGAGGAGAAUCAGAAAAGGGAGGAAGAGGACCUGUCUCAUUCUCUCCUUUCCAGGUCAAAGUGCCUCCUUGUUGCUGCUGUGUUGUUUCUAUUGCUGCGGUUUGAUGCACUGAGAAAUUACAGAACAGUGAAAUAAAAGCUGUGUUUUUGUGAUA